Acinonyx jubatus (cheetah) is the source of this 834-nucleotide messenger RNA. Its product is annotated as translation initiation factor IF-2-like. The transcript is spliced from 3 exons. The record is from RefSeq and is a predicted model, not a curated record. NCBI's taxonomy places the organism in Eukaryota, Metazoa, Chordata, Mammalia, Carnivora, Felidae. Bases 1 to 834 code for a protein of 277 amino acids.
AUGCUACUCCCGUUUCCUGCCCCUUCGGAGCGGCGAGGAGUGGGUGAGGCGGGGCCGAGCCGCUGCACCGAGGAGACCCCGAGCCGGGGGCGAACGGGCCCCGCGGCGGGGGCGCAGGGGCCUGCCCGGGGAUGGCCCGAACACGGCGCCGAGGUCGGACCGGCCGGGCCCAGCAGCCUGACCCCGGGAGACCCCCGCUUUGAGGCGGGCAACGGCUGCUCUGGCCCAGGCCGCCUGGCCUUCAGUCUGACGGGUUCAAAAUGGCGGCGGCUGCUUCAGCGGCUCCUCCUGUGUGAGGGAAACAACACCCCUCCCCGGCGGCAGCGGCGGCGGCGGCGGAGGCUGCGGCUCGCAGAGCACCUUCCCAGCGGCUGGGCCUGUCGCCGCUCCGUCUAUCCUGGGCAGGGGGCGCUCCGGGAGGAGGGGCAACGCCAGGGGGCCCAUCCCCCGGAGUCCCUCCUCUGCGACUGGGGAGUAGCCGGGGGCUCGUCCCGCAGCGCGGAGCCCCGGCUGAGGGGGAGACGCGAGGGGAGCCCGGGCCCCCAGCCCGGCGCGCCGCGCCGCUCCCGCCCUCUCCGCCCCCCGGGGCCGGGGCCCGCGUUCCGGGGGGCCGGGGCGGCGCGGGGAACCUCGGGCCGGCCGGUCUCAGCUGAUCGGCCGCCGCUCCUGGGCUCCGGAGGCGGCCGGGCGGCUGCUUGCCUAGGGCACGGCGAAGAGGGCGCUCCCCGCGGCCGGGGCUGGCUCGGGGCUCGGGCUCGGGCUGCUGACCGCUGGCCCGGGGGAGGCGGGGGCGCCCCGGGCUCGGCGCCGAGGGGUCGCGCUCCCCUCUCCUGA